AUGCGGUAUGUGGCCAUGAGCCACCCAGUGUCGGUCCACCUCUACUUCCUGUCAGACCAGCUCCAGGGCUACUUGGUGCGUCAUGUGGCCACUAACCAAGCCUCCGCCCAGCUGGAGAGCCUGGAGACCUGGGUGACACCCAAAGACCACUUCACCCUGGCCAGCCCCCCACACACCAGCAACAGACUCCAGCAUGUCCAGGUUGGGGCGGACUGGGAUCCUAAAGAGCGUCUCUUCCGGAACUGGGGGGGUCUGCUGGGGCCCAAGGACGAGCCAGUGGCUGUGCAGCGCUGGAGCCGAAGCCAAAGCAACCUGACAGCCACUGUGGUGUGGAUCGACCCCACCAAUGUCAUCGCUGCCACGUACGACAUCCUUGUGGAUGCCUCUGCUGAAGUUACUCACUACCGGCCCCCACUGACCUCACCACUGAGACCUGGCGUGUGGACACUGAGGGUGUUGCACCACUGGAACCCGCUGGGCCAGACCAGCUUCAUUGUGGCUCCGCUCGAGUUCCACCGCCAGCAGCCCCUACAACAAG
Molecule: messenger RNA, 538 nt
Organism: Plectropomus leopardus (leopard coralgrouper)
Lineage: Eukaryota; Metazoa; Chordata; Actinopteri; Perciformes; Serranidae
Source: RefSeq, a predicted model, not a curated record